This is a messenger RNA of Anopheles arabiensis, 6017 nucleotides long. RefSeq names its product myelin transcription factor 1-like. Gene Ontology annotation, molecular function: zinc ion binding; RNA polymerase II cis-regulatory region sequence-specific DNA binding; DNA-binding transcription factor activity, RNA polymerase II-specific. The record is from RefSeq and is a predicted model, not a curated record. The coding region runs from base 546 to 4898 and encodes 1450 amino acids. Lineage: Eukaryota; Metazoa; Arthropoda; Insecta; Diptera; Culicidae. The transcript has 14 exons. Gene Ontology annotation, cellular component: nucleus. Gene Ontology annotation, biological process: regulation of transcription by RNA polymerase II.
GCCUUCCGAGCACGGUGCAGACAGGAGUGUAGCCGUCGACGCGUUUGUCACACGCGUACGCGCCUGAACGCCAGCAGCUUUUGUGCCUACGCGCGUGAUUGUGCGUGUGUGUGGGUUCUGGGUGUGUGUGUGUGUGUGUGUGUGUGUAUUGGCAACGUGUAGGCCCCGCACGGUGUUGAACGUUUUGCCGUGUUGUGACGUGUGGGUGACGCUUUUCGGCCCAAUUUCUGUGCCGCUUAUCGGAACGGAACACGAUAACGGGCACGGCCGGGACACGCUCUGGGCUUGGAUUCUUUCCGGGCAGUGCAAAGUAGUGGCAGUGCAAUAGAACUUGCUCGUCAAGCUAGCAGCAGAAGGUGUAGCAAGUGUAGCAGUGUGUCCCUGGAGGUGGCAAAACACUCGUGCACUAACGAGAGACGCGCACUAGCUUCCACCGAGAUCACGUGUCGUGGCGCGUUCGGCAUCCCCGGCAUCGCGGAAGGAUGUAGGCAGCCCGAGCGGGAGGCGAAACCUUCCACCCCGGUUCGGCGGGAGCGCACCGCGCUAUGCGCCAGCGAUCGUCGGCGACCAGUCGCGACCCCCCGCUCCGCUCGAGCGCCGGCCUCUAUGGCUCUAUGGAGUCAGUGUUGCCACGCAACCGUCUAACUAGUGCCUCCACGUCCAAAACCAGCGGCGGCAGUACGCAGUACAGUGUAGCAACAGCAGCAGCCCCACCACCAGCACACUUCCGGCCGGCAAGCGGCGGUGUUAUGCAUGAUCACUCCCGCGCCGACAGUCGGAUAUCGCACCAGAGUCUUAGCAGCAGCAUCGUCAGCAGCAGCAGCAGCAACAGUAGCAGCAGCAGCAGCAACAGCAACAACAACAACGGCAACAGUAGCGCCACCAACCCAACCCGAACGCCCAAACACGCCGGUCUAAAGUCGGUGGAGCAGCGCGCUCGCAACAAGAUCAGUCCCGGGCCGGAGAACGCUGUCACCAGUUCCACCUCGACACCGGGCGCGUCCCAUCGAGCGGGCCUGAACGCACCGAGCAGCGGCAGCAGUAGCGCACGGGCGCCUUCGGCAUCGUCCGGCACGGAACCGGACAAUCUCGCUAGCUACCGACGCUACAGCACCUACACAGCCGGGUUGAAAGAAUCGAGCAAGUGUCCCACUCCGGGCUGCGUCGGGCUAGGGCACGUUACCGGACUCUAUUCACAUCAUCGCAGCUUGUCCGGAUGUCCACGGCGUGAUAAAGUGUCGUCUGAGUUAUUAGCGCUUCACGAAACGAUACUGAAAUGUCCGACGCCCGGGUGUAACGGUCGCGGACACGUCAGUGCGGGGCGCAAUUCGCACCGAAGCCUGUCCGGCUGCCCGAAGGCAGCGGCCAGCAAGGCAGCAGCACGCGAGCUCAAGUACCAGAAUGGUUUGCUCUUUCGUCAGAAGCUACAUACGGCAGUUUUAAACUAUCAGCAGUUGGGCGAGUACCAUUCGGCACUGGCAGUGUCGGCGGAUGACGUAGUAGCAGCAGCACGCGACAGUAGCGUACCGCGGCAGCACGCACCGACCGAAGCGGCCAGAGUCAGACAACCCGAACCGGCCGCCGACAGCCGGCUGGUGAAGGAUCUUAGCAGUAAGCAUAUCGGCGCGCCCGAACCGGACAGCGACCAGUCGCGCCCCAGCUCGGACGGCAGCAGCCCCCCGACACCGGUGAUCAAGACGGAGCGGCAGGACGACACCGGCCACACUACUAGCACCGCUACCACCGGCGAGCAACCGGCCUCCGGCAGCAGAAUGCUCGAAAGCAGCUACGGCCGCGAUCAGGAUCUUGCCCGGUACGGGCAGAUCGGUGAUGCGCGCCACCAGCACCAGCACCAGUAUACGACGGCCCACUACGACGCGAGCCAGACACUCCCGGCGGCCAGCGGCUCGUACGAUCUUGGCACCUACACGACCCGCGGCUACGAUACCGGCGCCUUCGAGCGGUACGACACCGCCGGGUACGGCAUGCAGAAGAGCUUCAUGUACGGCUCCGUCUACCAGCCAGUACAGUCCACACUCGACGACUACACAGCGGUCGGACUGUCGGCCAGUACCGGACCGACCGUACCGCCGGUCGGUACGGUGGGCACCGCGGCUCAGCAGCAGGACGCGAUGCUGCCGCCGCCCGGUCCACCGCUGCUGAAGGUGGAGAUGCCGGACGAGAACAGCUCGUCGACCGAACCUAUCUACCCGCGGCCCGUCUAUCACUAUGAGCAACCGGGCGGCUGCGCUGCCAGCCCGGUCCAUCCACCCGGCUACUCCGCGAUCAAUCUCAGCGUCAAGGUGACGUCCAGCGAGGGCACGCUGCGGGCGGUCGGUUCGCCCGGUGCGACACCGCCCACCGGCGAGCGGCCACCGGCCACCGAUCACUCGCCGAACGGUGUGUCUUCCUCGAACGGACAGCUGACAGUAAACGGCGGCAAGGACGAGUCGGACACGCAGCUCAGCCCCAAACCCGGCACCAGCCCGAACCACAUCAAGGCGAACAGUCCACACAUACCGAGCCCCCAGGGACAUACGCUUGAUCUGAGCGUUAGCCGACUGCCUAACAGCUCCACGAGUCCACAGUACCACCAGGAUGCCGGCACCGCGGCAACGAACGCUCGAUCGCCCCCAACGGAACCGGUCGACUUCAGUGGCCCCCCAAGGCCACUCAGCUUCGGCUUCAUGGGCCCACCGGGGCCGGGGUACAGCCGAGAGUCGACACCGGACAGUGCCGCUUCCCACUAUCUCGACGGCUACCGGGAUCAUACUGGCUACAGUCCUCAUCCGGGCUACGGGAUGGUGGAGUACGCAAACGGCUAUCCCGGCUACGGUUCCAACUAUCAGGCCUGCCCUCCGUACGGUGCGUCCCUUGGCCCGUACUCGUCCGUGCCGGGCGCGGGCUACUCGUCGAGCGGGUCCUGCUACGCGAUGCCUCCACCAUCGCACAUACCGUCGCACGACAAGCUGCUAAAGGAUGGCUUGUCUGGACUUUCGCGCACCGACAGACAGUACCACUCGAACACGCAGGAGCUCAAGUGUCCGACGCCGGGCUGUGACGGUUCCGGACAUGCCACCGGUAACUACUCCUCCCACCGCAGCCUGUCCGGAUGCCCGCGGGCAACCAAACCGAAGAGCAAGCCCCGCGACGGCCAAGAAUCCGAACCGCUUAGAUGUCCCAUUCCAGGCUGUGAUGGUUCUGGACAUUCCACGGGAAAAUUCCUCUCCCAUCGCAGUGCGUCCGGCUGUCCGAUAGCGAACCGGAAUCGUAUGCGCGUCAUGGACUCGGGAGUUCCCAGCUCGGCGGACCUCCAGCCACAACACUCGGCCAAACUUGGCUCGAUGAAGUUUGAUGGCGUGUCGAAUUCGACCAACGGCUGUGAUGCGCUCACUAACUCGCUUGGUCAGGGCAUCAAGAAGGCAAAAUACUCGGAGGAACAUCUAAGCGACGGUGGAUAUGGAAAACCAUUUUCCGCCAUGUCCGACCUGGUGAUGACGCACUCGCCCGAUCACGACACGCGCAAUGGUGGCAAUACGGCGAACAACCUGCCGAACGGAGCGAUCGGACCAUCACAGGGCGCACUAUCGCCCAGCUCCUCAAUGUCCCUUUCCCACCUGCGGUCCGGCACGCGUAUGCAGGACCCGACCGCACAGCAGCAGCAGCAGCAGCAGCAGCAGCAGGGUGAACAGCGAGUCGGCAGCGAUGGGACGGCGGGCGUGGGCAGCGGCGAGAGCGGUGGUGCUGGUGGGUCAUCCGGAGCCGGCGAAGACCUGCUGUCGCUCGAGGCGGAGAUAUCCGAGCUGCAGCGGGAGAACGCCCGCGUCGAGUCGCAGAUGCUCCGGCUGAAGACCGACAUUACCGCAAUGGAGACGCAGCUUAGCCACGCCGAACGGCAGGAAAACGAGACAGCUGCAGGUCGUGGCAACGUAACGGGCUACUACGAUCAUCUGCGCAACAACGUCAUAACCAUGCUCGAGCACGUCAAGAUACCGUCGGCCGCCAGAUGCGACGGUACGCUGGCGACGCACGAGCCCCCCAACGUCCGGCUCGCCAAUGGUGAAGAUCCGCGGCUGGCCAACACCAUCAAUAGUAUAAACGAUAAAAAUAACAACAACACCACCACUACCAUCGGGACCGGCAAGCACACGCUGCACUCCGAUACCGAUGGCGACGGUAACAACAAUCACAGGCGCACUGAGCUCGGCCAGGAUCAUCUGCUCGCCUCCUCCCAUGGUUCCAUCUGCUGCGGUGCGCUCGACAAGCGCGGGGACGAGCUGACAGGCGCCGACCCGCUUGCCAAGGAUUACCAGAGAUCGCUUCAGUCAGCAGGCGGCGGUGGGCACGAGCAUUCCGACCUGGCCCGAACGCCGGACCGCACGCACCGGGAGCCCCCGGCAGAGGAGCCACCGUACGAUAACUACCUGUCCAAGCUGCAGUCUCUCUGUUCCUCCCAGCCGCUCACCUCGUCCACUACCUCGCCGUCAACGGCGUCGUCCGCUGCCAACGGCGAGUCCGGCAGCCACACCUACACCACGGCCGUGUCCACCUGCAGCCCGAUGGUGACGCCCCAGCAUCACCACCACCAUCACCACCAGCAUCACCAUCUGCACUCGCACCAUCAUCUCGGGGCGCACGGUGCCGGUGGCGUCCCGCCUGGCCCGGCGGCCGUAUCGGGCAUGAUGGCGCCGCACCACUACCAGCCCCAGCCGCCCCACCCGAUGCACCAUUUGUACGAUGGGAACGGGCCGAUCUACACCAACCUCGGGCCGGUGCCGGAACCGCAUCCACUCUACGAUACGAUGAAACUGUCUAGCGUGGGCGGUGCGGGUGGUGGUGGCCCUCCGGUUGGGGCUGGUGAUGGGUUCAUGGGGAUGGCAUUGCCAGCACCGAUCUAAGCGGUCCGAUCGGCUUGAGACUGUUCGCCAAACAACCAUCCCAAGGCGAUGGAUUUAUUGUAUACGUUACGUUGCGAACAGUUCUCGAUUGCGUUACCUUUGUGCGUGUUUGUGGGUGGGUGGGUGUGUGUACAAUUUAAUUGAUUCGUAAGGAAGGCUGGUGAACGGGAGCGAAGCAUGAUAAUAACAAUUUGUGCAAUAGAUAUUUUUGUGAUGUAGAUUGCAUACUUCUAGGCGGAAAUAAUGAGCAAAACGUCUUGUUUUUUUAUAUACCUAUAAAACUCUUACGGACCUUUAUUCGAUGUGUAAGUGUCAUGCCUUCAGGUGCUUCCCUAUGUUCAUUUGUUUCUUCUUGUGUUUCUUUUAGUAAAAAAACCCCGAAAAGUAUGUAAUUUUGGUUACAACAAGACUGAGUUAGUGGCAGUUCCGUGAUGUGGCAACAAACAUACACUGAGUUACCAAAAUAUGCUUUACAGAGCUGCCUGAUUAGCGGCUGCAAUGCACAACAUUGUUUUACCCCAGGGUACGAAGCGACGCUCCGCAGGAUCAGUCAGACACAUAUCAAAAAGCGCAGACAGACAUUUAGUCCAUUUUAGCGUGCCGACUGACAAACAAGAACACACGCGUUUAAAACAAAAUAAACACAUACACACACUCACACUAAUACAUACAUAAUUGUAGCGCAAAACAGGGCAAAGAUAUCAUUAGCUUCCGGUGGGUCUCGACUAACCAGCAAAGCCCAACCCAUCAACGCUAAUGAAGAUACGAAUAAAGCGAUACAUGUGUAACAAAGGUAGGAAUGUUAGGUGCGUAAACAGAAACAAAGAUAUCUUGAAAAUAUGCUAGUGCUUGUGGUACUGUAUUAGGCAAGCGCGUGUCGGUUCCACCCUGUGCGGUGUGGAAAUAGAAAUCUAUCGCCAUUGCACAUGCACGACCACGCACGGUAUGGAUACGAUUUUAUGCGUGAGCUCGCCGCGGUACGGUUUGCGGCGAAUGUGGUGUACCGCGGAGUGACGCUCUACUUCACCAGGAAAAGGGUAGUUGUUAAGGCCAACCGGUUUUAUGUCAUAAGUUAAAAUAAAUACGAGUUAAAAUAAAACUGAUUGUAUUUGUCCCAUA